Lactuca saligna is the source of this 612-nucleotide messenger RNA. Lineage: Eukaryota; Viridiplantae; Streptophyta; Magnoliopsida; Asterales; Asteraceae. The record is from the annotation of a GenBank genome assembly.
AUGAUGGUGAAAAGGAAAAAAGUUGAGUUAAAAAGUGGUGACUUUGGAACUUUGGAAUGGAAUGGGGAUGUUAUAAAGAAUGAUGAAGAAUCCGACACCGAUGAAAAUGAAGAUAUAAAACUCAAUGAAUUGGUAUUCAAAGCGAAAAAAAAUUACAAAAAACUAGUGAAUGAUAAAAUGAAGUUUGGAAAGUUAAUUAAGUUUUCAACAACAAAAUUCACAAAAAGCGAUGAGUUGAAAGAUAUGAAGAAAGUCUUUGAACAAGAAUUCAUUUAUAAAACUCAAAAUGAAGAUGAUGCAAAAAGUGACAGGAAUAAAGAUGAAGAAAAAAGCAAUGAGAAUUUGAAUGAACAUGAAAUAAAGAAACAACCAAUCAUGGUAACACCAGGAAAUUUCUACAAUGAUCCAAUAGUGCAUGAGAUUGCUGAUUCUAUUCAAUGUCUAACACAAGAGUUUCGGGAAGGAGAUGAAAGCAGUGAAGAUGAACACAUGAAGAAAAAAAUAAAAGAUGAAAAGCUUGAUGAAGGAGAAAGUUAUGAUUCAGAAGAAACAGAAUGUAACAAUAAUAUCUUGGGAAUUGAAGAUGAUGAAGAGAAAAAAAAAGAGAAGUAG